Messenger RNA from Mucor mucedo, 783 nucleotides. RefSeq lists its product as uncharacterized. The transcript has 6 exons. The record is from RefSeq and is a predicted model, not a curated record. Lineage: Eukaryota; Fungi; Mucoromycota; Mucoromycetes; Mucorales; Mucoraceae. Bases 1 to 783 code for a protein of 260 amino acids.
AUGAACGGAUACUCGCUCACGGACGACUAUCCGCUCAGAUUUGAACGGAUGCUUACCCCCAGACGACUAUUCGCCCAUUCGUCUGCAUUUACUCUGUUUAAGAUUUAUUUUAAAAUUUUAAAUAAUUUGCUUGAAAACACCCGAGAACACCCAAAGUACACCAAAAAAUUGAACAUCCGACAGUUCAAAAUUAAAAAUGUUUUAAGCUCCGAGGUCCACCGUAUAAGCUUAUCUAUGACAGAAAACCACAACAUAGAGCAUCAACCCCUAUCAUUUUACAGGGCUAAAAAUGGCCCAGGCUUAAGCUUUAAGAUUUUUUUAGGUGCACGUAGCAAGCAUAUUUUAAACUUUGACAGCCAAUUACUCGAGACCCUGCGGUGCGAUUUUUUUCUCUUUAGCAUAUUCUUGUUCAGAAUUUCCAGAGCUUUCAGAAAAAGUAAUUUAUAUUGGACGGCAUAUUUCUCAGGAAGCCUCUUAUAUCCUUUGGUCAAUUUCUGCCGAGAGGCUAAAAAUGGCCCAGGCUUAAGCUUUAAGAUUUUUUUAGGUGCACGUAGCAAGCAUAUUUUAAACUUUGACAGCCAAUUACUCGAGACCCUGCGCUCUACAUUUCAGAGACUUUUUUCACUAUUUUUGUAUAAAAAAUGGGCUAUUUAUUUUCGGUUUCCGAUCUUGAGAGCACCUAAUAUUCUGCUGGAAUUAUUUGAUAACAAGACCUGUCUGGCCUUUUGUUUACAUAUUGCAGACAAUUCUGAAUAUAUUUGCACUGCUCCCAUGACGCUAUAA